Messenger RNA from Candoia aspera, 4151 nucleotides. It is a transcript of the gene ARID5B, whose product is annotated as AT-rich interaction domain 5B. The coding region runs from base 105 to 3587 and encodes 1160 amino acids. Gene Ontology annotation, cellular component: nucleus. NCBI's taxonomy places the organism in Eukaryota, Metazoa, Chordata, Lepidosauria, Squamata, Candoiidae. The record is from RefSeq and is a predicted model, not a curated record. Gene Ontology annotation, biological process: regulation of transcription by RNA polymerase II. The transcript has 10 exons. Gene Ontology annotation, molecular function: transcription cis-regulatory region binding.
GCCGCCGGCGGGGAGAGACCGCUUUUCCCUGCCAGGACCUGAUGCGAUCCAUUCAAGCCAACAAGUUUGGAGAAUGUUGAGUUCAAUCAAUUCAGAGCGUCGAGAUGGAGCCCAAUUCAGUCCAGUGGGUCGGCUCGCCGUGCGGGCUGCACGGGCCGUACGUUUUCUACAAGGCGUUCCAGCUGCACCUGGACGGCCGGGCGCGGAUCCUCUCCCUCGGCGAUUUUUUCUUUGUGCGGUGCCGGCCCGAGGACCCCGUGUGCGUGGCGGAGCUGCAGCUGCUCUGGGAGGAGCGGACCUCCCGGCAACUUUUGUCCAGCUCCAAACUUUAUUUCCUCCCGGAGGACACUCCCCAGGGCCGAAGGAGCGACCACGGCGAGGAUGAAGUCAUUGCUGCUUCGGAAAAAGUAACAGUGAAGCUUGAGGACUUGGCCCAAUGGGCCCGGGCAGAUAUUUCCAAGUGGAAACGUGGUGUCCAGGAUGAAGCCUUCAGACCCACAGGACUGAGGAAAAAUGGGCAAAGGGAAGCCCUAAGCAGGUUCCGGCAGUCCACACACAACAGCGGCCUCAACUUUAAAGACAUUUUGAAGGAAAAGGCUGACUUAGGUGAGGAGGACGAGGACCUGAACGUGCUGAUCCUCAGCUACCCCCAGUACUGCCGCUAUCGCUCGAUGCUGAAACGGAUUCAGGGCAAGCCAUCCUCUGUGCAGGCGGACCAGUUUGUCUUGGCCCUCGGGGGCAUCGCCUCCAUCAGCCAAAGGUCCCAAAUCCUCUACUGUCGAGACACGUUCGAUCACCCCACUCUCGUCGAAAAUGAGAGCAUCUGUGAUGAAUAUGCUCCCAACCUCAAAGGCCGGCCAAGGAAGAAAAGGUCGUGCAACCCGCAGAGAAGAGACUCGCUCGGUGGCACUAAAGAUCCCCAGAACGACUGUGACGGCAAAGCUGUUGCCAAGGUAAAAUGUGAGGCUAGAUCACCUUUGUCCAAAACCAAAAAUAAUAACAGCAACUGUAAAAAGGGCUCAAAUGAGGACAAAUCCAAGGUUUCUGUUGGUGAGGAAUGCAAAGAAGAUGAACAGGCCUUCCUUGUGGCACUUUAUAAAUAUAUGAAAGAAAGAAAAACGCCCAUUGAACGAAUACCCUACCUCGGUUUUAAGCAGAUUAACCUUUGGACUAUGUUUCAAGCUGCUCAAAAACUGGGAGGAUAUGAAACAAUAACAGCCCGUCGACAGUGGAAACAUAUUUAUGACGAAUUAGGUGGAAACCCUGGGAGCACCAGUGCAGCCACAUGUACACGCAGGCACUAUGAGAGGUUAAUCCUGCCGUAUGAAAGAUACAUUAAAGGGGAGGAAGAUAAGCCGCUGCCUCCCGUGAAGCCUCGAAAACAGGAUUUCGCUCAGGAGGUGGAAAGUAAGAUAAAACUGACUGGGACAAAACGCACCAAAAAUGAAAACGUGAAGAGCAAGAAAGAACGAGAGGAGGCACAAAAGCCCCAGGACCCAGCGGAGGUUUCACUGGCCAAAGAGAAGAAUCAGGAAUGUCCCUCGCAGAAAAGCUUAUCGGACCUGGCAGAAGUGAUGAAGCUGUCUGUCGAAGAAGCUCGGCUUUCCCCUCCGGCAGCCCCUGGAAUGGCCUUCCUGGAGAAGGAGGAGCCGCCAUCCGAGGCACCUCUCUCCUGCGCGUUGGUGCCCCCCGAAGCGAGCGCCAUCCUGAGCGCCAUGAUCAGAAGCCCGCUGGAGGAUCUGGAGGAGCCCAGGCAGGAACAAAGCGGGGGGGCUUGUUUUGUGGAUAGCCUAGAGGAGGAGGCCCAAGCAAUCCCGUUCAAUAGCUUUCCCGCCCUCCAGCUACCCCUCCCGGGUCAAAAUGAGAUGGAAGACGAUAAACUUCCAGAAAUGGCAGACUACAUUGCCAACUGCACGGUGAAAGUGGAUCAGUUGGGCAGUGAGGACAUCCACAGUGCCCUGAAGCAGAGCCCCAAAGUCUUGGUGGUGCAGAACUUUGACAUGUUCAAGGAGAAAGAGCUCUCGAGUCCCUUCCACGGGGAUCCAGGGUUUGGCUCCACCCCACUGCUCUACUCCAAGGGCAACCCGGGUAUCAUGUCACCACUGGCAAAGAAGAAGCUCCUCUCCCAGGUGAGUGGGGCAGCCCUCUCCUGCAGCUACCCUUACGGCUGCCCCCCACCAUUGAUCAGCAAGAAGAAAUUCAGCAGCAAGGAUGACUUCUUGUCCAACCGGCCAGGACUGCUGUCUCCCGGGCAUUCAGCGGACAGCACAGCAGUCAGCAGGCCAUCGGUCAUCCAACACGUGCAGAGUUUUAAACCCAAGACCGCGGAGGACAGGAAGCCCACUCACGACACCUAUCGACAUGAAUCCCUGCUGAGGAAACCAGACUCGGAAUGUUGUGAUUUUUCCAAGCAGCACUUGAGUGCCCUGGCAGAAUCCUACGCCCUGAAGUCAGAAAUCCAGGACAUGAAGGAGCGAAUGAGUGAGAAAAGGGCCCUGUACCACUCCCACAUGCCCAGCUUCUUGGCGGACUUCUACUCCUCGCCCCCGCUCCACGGCCUGUACAGGCGCGCCGAGCACCACCUGGGGGGCCAGCCAUGCUCCAAGUACCUCCCUCGAGACACGUACCUGGAAGGCGCCUCCGGGUUCCCUCCGCACAAGCCCCAGGACAAGCGGCCCCUGAACUACCAUCCCCCUUUGCGUCAGCCAGAGAACAAGACCGCGCGGGAAGCCUCGGACGACCAGCCCACUGAUCUGAGUCUUCCGAAAGGGGCCCCCAAACAGAGCAUGAAGGCCCUGGGGCCCACUCAUUUGCGUGGGUCGCCCGGGGGGCCGGAGGAGAGCAAAGGCGCCUCCCGCUUCCACCCCUUGGCUGGUCAGACUCUGGGUGCAGACGGCAAUCCCAAGGCUUGCCGCAUCUCCCCGAUGAUGGUCUCUGCCCCGAAGAAACAGGGCGAGCCCCUCCUGAGGGCCGGCAAGCCACCAGCCCCAAGAAAGAUGGACGGGAUGGUCCACCCGGUCCCGGGUCACAAAACUGUGGCUCCGGGGAUGGGGGCGGCUCGCCCUCUGAAACGUGGCCUGGAGGAUCUGGACAAAGCCCUCUCAGAGAAGAAGAUCCGAGCGGUCUCGCCCUUGCGCUUACCAAAGGAAGCUCCUUCCAAAGAGCAGGAGGCAGAGGGCGGGAAGCUGGCACACGGCCCACCCCCAGGUGGGGCACCGGAGGGCCACAAGUUCCCCCUCUCAAGCCCCAUCUUCACAGGCUUGUACCCUGGGACCUUGUGCAGCGGCCUGGGCAGCCGCAUGCCCACGGCUGGGUACUCCCACCCACUGCAGUACUUGAAAAACCAGGCUGCCCUCUCCCCCCUCGUGCAGCCCUUUGCGCUCCACUCAUUCAUGGUGCACAGACAGUUCCUCACCUCCCCGGGAGGCUCCCCGCAGCUGUACCGGCACCUGGCGGCAGCCGCCCCCCUCGGGAGCUCCUACGGGGACCUUUUGCACAGCAACGUUUACCCCUUGGCGGCCCUCAACCCCCAGCCCACUUUCCCGCCCUCCCAGCUCUCUUCUGUACACCCCAGCACAAAGUUGUAAAUGCUCCUGGAAAACAGCAUCCCGCAAGCAACAUUCCUUCCUUUAGCCCACAACCAUGUCUCGCAAAAUGAGUAUAUCGAUAUUUGUGAUAGCCAAUAAGCCGUUCUGUUUCUCCACGCCGAGCGCUCGGGUCUGACUGGGACGCUACUGUGGCUUAGCCAGGCCAGAGGUCGGACCCCGGGCCUCCUCCUGCCUGCACGGGGGGCUGCAGGGGCCGGGCCCAGGUGGGCUUUGGCCCACCUCAGAGGAAAGGCCCUCUCUGUCCCCCCUUGAAGCAUUUCAGGUAAAACAAGAAGGCGGGAAAUGCAGACCGUCUGUGGAUGUUGCUUCUUUGGGUACCAUUUCAGAAUUCAGAUCAAUGCAAUGUAUAGAAAAACUGUCGACUUUCACCUUAACACUAUCAGAACAGAAAAGUAAACACAAAGUAGACUGUACGUAUCUGCUUCAGAAACAAAAAUGACCCUUGUCAAGUUCAUUUGUAUAAUUUAUGUAAGUUCUUAUUUUCCACGUAUCAUGUGCUGUUUUUUUUAAAGAAAAAAUUAAACAGCUCCUUUUUAUUUGCCA